UGGGGGAACGGAGCAAGGCGGCGGAGGAAGCAGCAGCAGCGAUAGCUGCGGCGCCCGAGAACGGAGCCGUCUGGCCAAGCGUCGUCGAGCCGGGGCGCGCGCCUGCGACAGGUGGUCGUCUUGCUUUAGGACGGCUAACUGAAGGGCCCGACCUCUCCGCUGCCCAGCCGAGAGGACCACAACUCGGGUUGCCCGAGCUGCGUCACCCGACCGAUGUAAACAAGCGCCACGGCUCUUACUCCCCUCGUAUUUAGUUCUUCGGGGAUCCGCCGGCUCCGCAGGCGGCUGCGGCUGGCAGGAUCGCUCUGGGCGCCACAGUCCAUUAGACGCCGAACGACAUUCCUCGAGGGAUAGAAGAAGCCACCUGAGGAUGACACCUGGCGGGAACUGGGCCUGACCGGUCUGAAGAGGGGAGGGUCCGGAGAUAUCCGGAUUUUAUCCCAGGAGCGAGAGGGGAGCAGGAGGGAUUGGUCGGAAGCCAAGAGAGGCGGGGAAAGGAGGCGGAGAGAAAGAGACCGGGAACCAUCCCUAAGCAUCCCGUUUCUGGCAGGAGGAGACCCAGCCGAUUCGAGAUCUGAAGUUUGGGAGCGAAGCCGAGAAGGGCGAGGCGCAAUCCCGUCUCCGAGGCGCUUCUUCAAUCCCGCCGCCAGAAUGAUCUCCGACCCGGAGAAAUCCCAAAUGUCUCCGGGAAGACGAGCCUAAUCUGUGGCUGCGUUGGGAGGGCGCCUCUUGGGCUCCUGACUCCCGAGUUAAAACUCCAGGUGCGCGUCGACGGCUGCUCCUUCAGAUCGGGAGAAAGCAGCCUCCGAGGCUCUAGAAACCCAGAGGAAGAUCAUAGUUGCAAACAACAACAACAAACAAACAAACAAAAAACCCUACCCUGAAAUCAGGUCCUGGGGACCAUGGCAAACAUUGCCCACUGAUCCAUAUGACCCCUUGAUCCCUCCUCUCUUGGCCCUCGCGGUGACAUUUCAGAGAGGGUUUUGCAACCCCAAUUGUCAGCUCUAGCUGUCAGUUGGGAUCCUGGCGGUUCCCACACCCUCCAGCUGCGGGGCAGCCUUGAUGCCCAGAGCAGGGGUGACACUGUCCAGAGAUGCCCUGGGAAGUCGUUGGUUUCCUGCUGGUGCUCCUUCAACGGUCCUGGACUCUGCAGAAAGCAGAAUUAUCUGAAUGCUUUAUGGUGAAUGGAGCUGAUUAUCGGGGACUGCAGAAUAGAACUUCUCCUGGAUCCUCUGGGAAGCUUUGCCUUUACUGGAACCAGACACGAGAACAUGCCUACAACACGGCCAAAUAUCCCAAUGGCGAGUGGGGGCUGGGCAGUCACAAUUAUUGCCGAAAUCCGGAUGGUGAUGUACAGCCCUGGUGCUACAUCUCAGAGAAUGAAGAAGGGAUCUACUGGAAGUAUUGUGACAUCCCAACCUGCCAUAUGCCCGGUUAUGUUGGCUGCUUCCUGGAUUCUGGCACUCCCCCAACACUAAGUGGCAGCAGCGGCACCUCCACCAAGCUUACAGUGCAAGUUUGCCUCAGUUUCUGCCGUAAACGAGGCUAUAAGUUUGCUGGAGUGGAAGCUGGUUAUGCCUGUUUCUGUGGCCAUGAAGGGGAUAUCCGGCACAGCCAGCAAGUGAGUGCUGUGGAAUGUGAUCAAGUCUGCUUUGGCAAGUCCAGUGAACUGUGCGGAGGAGAUGGCCGGAUCGGCAUUUACAAUGUCUCCAUGGGGGCCUGUCAGGGGAACUUCAGUGAUCUGUCUGGAGUGAUCUACUCUCCGCAGUUCCCAGAUGACUAUGAGGCCAACAGCAACUGCAGCUGGGUCCUUUAUCCUGCAGGUUAUGAUUCUAUAGAACUCAGCUUCCGGAUCUUUGAUGUGCGUGAUCCAAAUGACCGCCUUGAGGUUCGGGAUGGACACAGCAAUCUUUUACUGGCCCACUUUGAUGGGCGCCGAAGGCCAACUGCACCUCUGCUGUUCCCCACGGACUGUCUUUCUCUCUCCUUCCAAUCAGACCAGUUUCUGCAAGCCCAAGGCUUUGCCAUCUUGUAUCGAGGAUUGAAAGCUUCCUCGGUCAACUUACGGACCCUUCCAGGGGAUGGAUCCCGUCUGACCCCUACCUCUUCUGAUUGGCUGAACUCAACCUGGACCUACAGUGCCAAUGACUCUGCUAUUGGGGUAGGAGCUUGGGUGAUGUACACGGCCACAGGGACCUUCAUCUUAGCCAUCAUCAUUGUCUCAUAUCAUUUGCGCAAGAGGACUUGCCUUUUUGUACAAAAGAAGACGGGGAAUUCUUUAGUCCCAUUUUCCUCCAAAGGGCCACGGAAUCGCUGCCAGUGUCUCGGGGGUGAGGCGUGGGCUGUAGCCUACCGACAUACCCGUGUGGUGAUCUGCACGACACGUGGGGCCCCCCAUCACCGUCCCCUGAACAAUGGGAGUGGAGUUGCCGGGGCAGACGACGAGACAUCCUCCGACUGCUCGUGCCUGUGCCACAGCUAUGAGAACCUUUCUUCCACCAACCAGUCCUCUCUCAAGUCCCUCAUCUCCACCAUCUGAGGAGUUCAGAUCCUGCAGUUUGUGACUUUUACUGCCAGACCUUCCUUGGUUCGUUAGGGACAAAAAGACUGGGGGCCUUGCAGUGUUUAGCCACUCAAGAUGGGCGGCUGUGACUCUAUGACAAGUGGAAGUCGAAGCUUUUAGGCUGAGAACCACAUUCCGGAAAGCCAAAGUUCACUGGGUAGCAAGGCUCCGUAACAAUAUCCCCCACAUCACAGCUUUUUUUGAGGCAGGAAAAGCCUGAGGGAGUAGAGACGCUCUCGCCAUGUCUCCUUGGGGAAGAUAUGUCAGCUUAAUUUAAUCUCAAAGCAGCCUUCAUGGCGCUUGGCAUUUUGUAAAAAGGUCCUGCUGGACAAAGAGGAAUGGUAGAAACUCCCAUCAGACCAGAAAUAUUCCACAAUGGCAUUAUGGCGUAAUGUAGAUCUGUGUGAUGACAUACCUGUUCCUUAUCACUGAUGGAAGGGGGAAAACUUUGGAAGGAAUGGAGGCCUGGGUAUAGUAUGCUUGAUGAAUUUUUGGACACUUGACUAGGGAAAACCGGUUCUCAUGUUGUGGUUGUAUCAUCGGUGAGAUAUUUAGCUGCAAACCCUCCUUGAGACCCAUGGAAACAUUAUUUACUUGGCUUCAGGUAAUUUUGUAGAGACGCCAAAGAACGAGGAAAAGGAAGCUGUCCUUUGCGCCACAGGUACAGGAUGGAUUUUGGAACUCGAAGCCUUCAUUAAAUUAUUUUCAUUUUGCCAAGGAUGCUUCUGUGUUAUAAGUCAUCAGCUCUGUUGGGUUGUAAUUCAGAGCUUGGUACAUUUUCUGCUUUCCUGGACUGAGUAGGAGAUACACUGGAUUGUCCAUUUUUCAUUGAACAUGGCUCAUUUCUGUGAGUAUUUUGCCAUUAGUAGAGGGGGAACCAAGUGAUCUUUGAUAAGAGGACAGGUUCUGGAAGAAAGUGAGGAGCAUUGGUACUUUCUGCUGACUUUUGCUAAUCUGGUUUCAGAUUCCUGGUUUCCUACUGGACCUGCAAUGUGUUUGGGAGGUAAGGUGUGGUGGGGAUGUCCCUAAGGCUCUGAGCCCUGCAGCUGUAGCCAAGGCUUGAAUGGCUAUGCCUCUAUGCUGUUCUUAAAAAAAAAAGGUACAGAAUAUAGGGUGGCAACCAAAAUCCUUAGGAGCCUUGAGCAAUUCCCAAAUAAGGUUGUUGUUAUUUUUUUACAAUGCUGGGAUGAAUUUCAUGAGGAGGAGAAGGU
This is a messenger RNA of Thamnophis elegans (Western terrestrial garter snake), 3774 nucleotides long. It is a transcript of the gene KREMEN2, whose product is annotated as kringle containing transmembrane protein 2. Gene Ontology annotation, biological process: multicellular organism development. The record is from RefSeq and is a predicted model, not a curated record. Lineage: Eukaryota; Metazoa; Chordata; Lepidosauria; Squamata; Natricidae. The transcript is spliced from 8 exons. Bases 1094 to 2539 code for a protein of 481 amino acids. Gene Ontology annotation, cellular component: plasma membrane.